Molecule: messenger RNA, 4329 nt
Organism: Paramuricea clavata
Lineage: Eukaryota; Metazoa; Cnidaria; Anthozoa; Malacalcyonacea; Plexauridae
Source: the annotation of a GenBank genome assembly
AUGUCAUUUCAACCAUCGGUAGCAACAAACUGUCGGCUUGUGUAUAGUCCUGAUUGUAACAGCUCAUCUAAACAAAAUUGUGGCCUUCCGCAGAGCGGGACAAUUCAGGUAAUCAUAUAUUUAUGUAUACAUAUAUAUUUGUACAAUUUGUUUAGAAACAAAAAUUUUUUGACUCUUAUUCAUUUUAUUUCUAUUCCAGAAACUAAGUAAGGAAAACAAUGUUGAAACACUGACGGUAAGACAAUCGCAUUUAGUCAUUCUAUAUUAUGUAUAUGUGGACGAUGUAGUGCUGAAUACAUGUAUGUUUUUGUUACAACUAUAUUAUUCAUUUGUAUACAUAUUCUUAUCUAAUAUACUUUUAGUAUUCAGUGAUAUGAACUUUCCUAUAAAAAUGCAUUCCUCAUGCACACACAGUUUUUAUGAAAUUUGUGAUUUAUAUUAUAGGCCCCAUAUGUUUCUUAAGAAUUCGGCGUGGUCAUAUUACUUGCUUCCAGUAUCAUAUUUACUCCAAUAAACGUCCAAAUAAAAAUUAAUUUUUAACCAUCUCCAUGUAAUCCAAGGACAAUGAUCCGGAACAAAUCCGGACCAGAGGAUUAAUUUGAACACGAUCUUCUUUUGCGCCCGUACGCCACAUAAUGCCAGGAAGUAAUUGAGAAUAUAAAUGAUUGCAUUAUAAUAAAAUACCAAAACGCACGUCAUGUAAAGUGCAUGCUACAAUCACAAAAGAAAAUAAAAAUUUUGCAUUCGAAAAAUAAUCAUGCACCUCAGCCCACUGAGCCAAGCGAUCAUUUAUUUAUGCACUGAUAAAAACGAGUAAAAUAAAAUAUAUAGAACGAAAUCGACUGAACUUAAGUAGCCGGCAUAUUUUAUGUUUACAUUUUUGUUUUCGUUCACAAAAUUCUGGCAAGCGUCUAAUAUAAAACCAUAUCUUCUCAUAAUAAACAUAUUUGAUAUUUCAGAAGAUAAAAAAUAAGCAAAGACUUCCAAAGUUAUCUUUCAAGUCUGUAGCAAAAGUGCAGGGCAAACACUGCUGUUGUAAAAAAUGUCUGCCGGGUGGAGAGACUGGCCUUUCCAAAAGCGACAUCAUGGCUUGCAGAAAAGAAUUCUGGAAAUUGGAUGAGAAUGAGCAGUGGAACUACAUUUUGACUUUUUUUCACACGAAUGCCAUCAAGUCCUCCGGACGUCAGCAAAGACAUGAAAGCCUCCCAAUAUAUCUAGCUAAAUGGCAGGCAAAGCCAUCAGGAUUUAUAUCUCUGGUUAGCUUUCUCACAGAGAUAACUGCAUUAAUACUGUGUCUUAAUUAUUCAACAAAGGAGGUAGAAACUGCCCAGUGCCCACAGCAGGUAGAAUUCCCAUGCAUGCAAUAUUGUAUCUCAGACUAAAUGUGUUUAGUCAAUAAAUACCUUAUUAUUAUAUGUAUUUAACCUGAUUUCUUAGGUUUUUUACUUUGAAGAAUGACUUUGAAAAUGGGUGAAACACAUCAGAUACAGCAAAAGGGUUGUUUCGAAUGAGGUCUGACCAUUCGAUGGAUGUCGAGCUAUGGUUUGAAAAUUAUAGGGAUACUUUAGCUGAUAAAAUGCCCGAUAGCUGUUACUACCAUCUUCCUUCAUGUCAAACCAAAAAGACCGUAUAUACGACUUACGCGGAGGAGACAAAUAAAAACGGCAUGUACAAACCUCUAUCCCAUGCUCAAUUCUUGCGAAUGUGGAGGGAGAAAUUUAAAAGAGUGAUUAUUCCAAAGGUAACAUUACUCAAUAGGCCUGCGAAUCUGCUGUUGCAUGCACACCGUUAUUAUACAUAUGAACUUCAGUUGUCUUUACAGAUAGGUUCACUAUCUCUACACAGUUUUAACUAUAUGCAUAUAGAUCUAAUAAGUGCAGCGAGUGAUGCAGCAGGAAAUUAGAUUAACAAGCUAAGUCAAGCUCAAGCUAAAUGAAGCACGGGAGGUUUUCGUCACAAGUCUUUUCAUAAUCGAAGUUGUACUGACAUGCACUCACAUAAUACAUGCAUACAAAUGCAAUAUUUUCAGUCAUUGGAAUACAUAAAGACUAUUCCUGCUGGAAUCCCCCCCCCCCCCUGCACGCAAUCGGCAUGUUAUGAAUUUUAUUUUAUUUUUAAAUUUCAGACAAGCAGGUUUUCCAAGUGUGAAGUGUGUGUUUUGCUCAAAGAAAAGAGCAGAGCACAUCAGGAAAAUCAGAGCGUGCAUCUUGGCUGGAAAAGAAGCGUCUGCAUAUAGAACAACAAUGGUAGAUGAUAAACAAACAUGUGUGAAAAGAGCACAAUGUCAAUGGUUUUAAACAGUAUCCAGUUCCAGUCAAUAAAAUUUGAUACCUUUUCAAGUAUUUUUACCUGAAAACACUUUUUACGUAUUACCAACUGUGGAUAGAGGCCCAUUCCGCAAGUCCUUAAAUUAUUUAUAGCUAUUUUAAUUUCAUCUAUCAACAGGGAAGAAAGAAAAAAAUAUUACCGCCACGUAAAGAAAAGCAUUUCAAAUCCAAAGAAAUAUUUAAGUCUUAUUGUGGACGGAAUGGACCAAGGAAAAACCCAUCUUCCACAUUACCUCCAAAAGUGGAAGGUAUAACUUAUUUCCUCUAUCUAUAGCCUCCAGCCAGCCUAGAUGUAUAGGACCUCCUCUACUGACUACUCGGUUGGCUUUGGCAGGUUCGGUAAAUUUUGAUGUAACAUUUGGGCACGUUUGUUUCAUUUCACAGGUGACGUCAUACUAUCAGAUGCAAAGCCCAAAUUUACCAAACCUGCCAAAGACAUCCAAGUAAGAUGCCUAUAGAGUAUAGGUCUAGUCGGGCUUAGAAACGGGGUAUAACAAUACGGAGGAAAUGUCGCAGAGGAUGGGGUGCCCUGGCAAAAAAUUUAUCAGGUUGGUCUUCACAUGGGACUCAUGUCCUGUUGACCAUACCUUCAAUCAUUGUUAUAAAUAAAUAAAUAAAUGUUUAGCCUACAACUCUUCUACGUAUCCAGUUCAAAACAGCCAGAAAAAUAAGUAAAAAUAAGUUGUAUAGCGUAUCAUUUGCAUGCACUGUCAUACUGUAAUUAUCUGGAUUUUUGGUAGAUCGAGAAAGGAAGCUCAGGUUUUCUCCCAAUGUACAUAACUGGUGUACUUGCCCAUGGACAAGACCUAAAAUUCUGCUUUGUUGAUUUGUUGAAAUGGCCUGCGGAUGCAAACACAACAUUUAAUGUUAUACUGGCAGUAUUGAAAUUCAUAAAAGAAAAGGUAUAGAAAAGAAAGUUUAUUUAAUAAUUGUUUUAAUUGGAAUUUUAAAAUGAGGCGCAAAUUUGAUGGAAUUAAGGAAAAGCUAUACAGCAAAAGUAAAAGUAUAGUGUUAAAAAAAUUCACCAUUCUUAAUAUAGAUUGGUGUGUCACCUCCAGUACUGUAUUUGCAGAUGGAUAAUUGCUUCCAAGACUGCAAAAACAUUUAUAUAUUUGGUUUCUGUGCUCUUCUUGUGAAAAUGGGUGUGUUUAGAAAGGUGCAGUAAAAUAAAUAACGAUGUGCUAUAUUAUUACCGUAUAAAGCAUUCUCAUGAACGAUCAGCAUUUGUUGAAAAAGUUACCCCCAAAUUGUCAUAAAAACGAUUGUUCUUAUUAAUAUUAUAAUUAAAACUAUAAAACAAGAUAAACCAAGUAUACUUAAACCAGUAAUAAAGUAUCAUUGCACUAGAUAUACCAAAUGGCUAACAAACAAAACAGGCACGUACAUGUGCAACUUUUAAAAUUAUCACAUGAUUAUAUUGACUAUAUUUCAGGUUAAAUUGUCCUACUUAAUGGUCGGUCAUACACAUGAGGAUGUUGACCAGGUAUGAUGGUGGACAUUUAGUUGAUAAAUGUGAUGAUGAACAUCAUACACAUAACGAAAAACAUUCUCAAUGAUCUCCUUAUGUCUUUAGAUGUUCAGUAGUAUAUCCGCCACGUUAGGAAGACAGUCCGCUCAUACACUGCAAUCCCAUGCGUCUUUUACACCAGAUCCAAUUACUGCAGACCUUUCUACUAUAUGGGAUGUGAAGUCAUGGUUACAACCGUAUAAUCCAGCGCUAAAAAAACAUUCCCGUCACCAUUCCUUCAGAUUUCAGAAAGGCAAGGGCAAAUAUGCUGAGCACAUCGAAAUGUGUUACCGCAAUUGGUCCAAAUGUAAGUGGAAGGAAUGGCCACCAACCAAACCAGAAGACAUAAUUCGUACCCUUGAUGUUGUACCAACUGGAUCCCCAUCCAUAUUGCGACCAGUGUAUAGCAAGUGUCCCAGCGUUGAUGAUAUGAGGUCUGGGGAUUACAGCAAUUCAGCUCCAGACUUUCUGUUGACGAAUCGAAUUGGUUGCUAA